AGCCACCAUGGAUGAGCAUUUAAUUAUGUAUAUAUGGAGCUCCACCCAACUCCAAGGCAGCAGAGACCCUGAGUAAUCGCAUCUCAAUUUCCUGGAAAGGGAACACGCCCAUUACAGACGCAAAAGAGAGAAAACGAAACCAGUUCCCUCUUCCUGGCGAGGCAGCAGCCAUGGCUGCUUCUGGUGGUCCCGUCCGGGAUCUCAGCGAGGAAGCCACUUGCUCCAUUUGCCUGGAUUAUUUCACGGAUCCAGUGAUCAUCCCGGAGUGCGGGCACAACUUCUGCCGAUCCUGCCUGAUCCAGUAUUGGGGGAAAUCCCAGGGAGAGGCUUCCUGCCCUCAGUGCAGGAGAACAGUGGAGCAAGGCAGCAUCAGGAGAAACCUGCAGCUGGCAAAUUUUGUAGAAAUAGCCAAGAAAUUCAGCCAUCUGGGGGGGGGGGGAGAGGGAAAGGAGGGAGAAGGAAAAGGAAGGGUCUGCGAGAAGCACCAGGAGCCCCUGAAGCUGUUCUGCAAGGAGGAUGAAAGCCCCAUCUGUGUGGUGUGCGACAGAUCCAAGGAGCACAAAAGCCACGAGGUGAUUCCUCUGGAGGAGGCGUCCCAGGAGUACAAGGAUCAGAUCAGCAGCUGCCUAGACAAUGUGAGGAAGGAGAGAGAGAAAAUUCUCGUAUUUAAAGCAAACACAGAAAAGGAAAGCCAAGACCUGCUUAAACAAACAGGUGCAGAGAGGGAAAAGAUGGUGGCUGAGUUCAGGCGACUGCACCAGUUUCUGGAAGAACAAGAGAAGCUUCUUCUGGCCCAGAUGGCAGAAGUGGAGAAGGAGAUUGCAGCCAAAAGGGAGGAACACCUGGCCAGACUCUCCAGGGAACUCUCCUCUCUUGACAGCCUCAUCCAGGAGAUGGAGGAGAAGCUUCAGGAACCAGCGAGUGAACUCCUGCAGGAUAUCGGAAGCUUCUUGCAGAGGUCUCAGGAGAAGGAGAACUUAGAGGAUCCUCCUGUGGCUUUUCCUCCUGCCCUGAAGUGGAGGAUCUGGGACUUCUGUGAUAUUAAUCCCUUCCUGGAGGGAGUCAUGCAGCAGUGCAGAGACACUGUGGAAUAUGGACUUCAGCUUCAAAAAGAAAACGUAACUUUGGAUCCAGACACAGCACAUCCCCUCCUCAUCCUGUCUGAGGAUCGAAAGAGUGUGAGAGAGGGAGGAGUGCGUCAAGACCUGCCAGACAACCCUAAGAGAUUUGACACAUGUUGCUGUGUUCUGGGGUGUGAGGGUUUCACAUCAGGCAGACAUUUCUGGGAGGUCAUUGUGGGAAGAGAGGAGACAUGGGGGGUGGGGGUUGCCAGAAAGUCUGUGAAGAGGAAGGGCGUUUUGUAUUUUAAUACUACGGAAGGGAUCUGGGGUUUGGGGAAGUCGGAUGGUGAGAUCAAGUUCUGCUCCCCCCGUAAGGCCCCUGUUCCAAGUGAGGAGCCCGAGAGGAUCCGAGUGACCCUGAACUGUGAAGGGGGACGGAUGUCCUUUUACGAUGCUAAUACAGCAGCCCUUCUCCAUGCAGAUACAGCAGCCCCCUUCUCAGGAGAGACCCUCCAGCCCUACUUUUUCGUGAGCAAGAAAGGGAACCUGAGACUCUCUUGAGUGAAGGUGCAGACAGACAAGUGUAUAUUCAUUGUCAUCAUGGCACAUUCAGUAUCCUCUUCAGGACUGAGCUGACAGGCACUUAAGGAGAAACCAUAUUUGCUGAACGGUGAUUGGCCAUCCCUUGUGUCAAUCAUGAUGCAACUCUCCCUUCUUGAGCCAACUUUGUAAAUGACACUGAUUGACUGGGUCCCCUGUCAGUCUCCAAACUUGCCGGUUUUCUCUCCGUUGGGAAUCGAGUACUUCUUUCGGUGCAGGAGUUGGAAAAGGGGGUAAGAAGCAAGAAAAUGAUUUAGGAAACAGCAGCAACCCCACACACAUUCCUGUUUCAAUGUAGUUCUUUCUCCAACCUCCAAUUCUGACUUAAGAUUUCUAGAGAUAAUACCAUCAUCUUUGCUAAAUAAAAUCAGAAUUAUGCACUGGCAUCACUUAAAACCUUCCUCAGCCUCAAUCCUGCUCUCAGAUUCCCUUUUCCUCCCCCAAGAUCUCCACUGGCCAGGGAGAUGGAAGUUCAAAAAUCCCUUUUUUUGCUACUCCUCAGGGAAGCUUAUGUGGCAAUUCAGCAAAAUCUCCAUAUCCAAAGAGACCUGUUUGCUAGUUGGGUGCAGUCGGUCCAAAACUCAGCACAACUUAACUUGCAUGAUCACAGCCUGAAGCCCUUUGUCAAAACACAAAUUAGUAAAUAGAGGGUGAGUCCAGUGGCGUAGUGUGGGGGGUGCAGGGGGGGCCGGCCGCACCGGGCGCAACAUCUGGGGGUUAGGGUUAGGGGGCGCAAAUCCACGGGUUAGGGGGCGCAAAUUACUUGCCUUGCCCCGGGUGCUGACAACCCACGCUACGCCACUGGGUGAGUCCGGGAAAAGCUCUUGGAAGGGACUGUGUGAGAUCUCACAAGAGACUCCAGAGCCCAGAAAGCAAUGGGGGGGGCAUUGGCAGUGGGGGGAAGAGUUUCUAAGUCCACCUUGCUUCCCGGCCUCUAGAAAGGUUACAUAAAGCUCUGAAGAUCUCUGGCUUCGAACAAGUAGGGAUGAUGAAGAAGAGGGGUUUGGACUUGAUAUCCUGCCCAUCUCUCCCUUUAAGGAGUCUCAAAGCGGCUAACAUUCUCCUGUUCCCUUCCUCCCCCACAACAAACACUUGUGUGAGGUGAGUGGGGCUGAGAGACUUCAGAGAAGUGUGACUGGCCCAAGAUCACCCAGCAGCUGCAUGUGGAGGAGCGGAGACGCGAACCCGGUUCACCAGAUUAUGAGUCCACCACUCUUAACCACUACACCACGCUAAUUGCGUGGGGGGCAUUUUUGAGGGUCUUCCUGACUUGUGCAAUACUGCCUUUGCAUGCUGACUCCAGGAAUGUAACCCCCACAUAGGUUUCAGGCCUCAAUGCAACAAAAUCCCCUCUGACAGUGAAGAGCCUCUGUCAGAAGUUCUGAGGAAAGAACAAUGACAAUCUAGAGGAUUUCGCAUGGGGGGGGGGAAUUCCCAUGUACAGUGGUACCUCGGGUUAAGAACUUAAUAUGUUCUGGAGGUCCAUUCUUAACCUGAGGUACCACUUUAGCUAAUGGGGCCUCCCACUGCAGUUGCACGAUUUCUGUUCUCAUCCUGAAGCAAAGUUUUUAACCCGAGGUAAUAUUUUUGGGUUAGCAGAGUCUGUAACCUGAAGCGUCUGUAACCUGAAGCGUCUGUAACCCGAGGUACCACUGUAUACAAUUAUUUUCUCCAAGGUGCUUUGUAGCGAACAGUCAGAUACUUACCUGUAUUUUUAGAGAUCCCCUCUUCUUAUCCUUUUGUGUAAUGGUCCUGUAAGAAUUUGGGGAUAUGUUUCAUGCGCUAAUGUGUUUGAUUCUAUUAAAGAUUGUACUUCUUGUU
Molecule: messenger RNA, 3482 nt
Organism: Podarcis raffonei (Aeolian wall lizard)
Lineage: Eukaryota; Metazoa; Chordata; Lepidosauria; Squamata; Lacertidae
Product: zinc finger protein RFP-like
Exons: 7
Coding region: 171-1622 (483 amino acids)
Molecular function (GO): zinc ion binding; protein binding
Source: RefSeq, a predicted model, not a curated record